Nothobranchius furzeri (turquoise killifish) is the source of this 3801-nucleotide messenger RNA. The record is from RefSeq and is a predicted model, not a curated record. NCBI's taxonomy places the organism in Eukaryota, Metazoa, Chordata, Actinopteri, Cyprinodontiformes, Nothobranchiidae.
AUGAAAAAGGUUAAUGUGAAUGGAAGUCCUCACCUCUGUUUGUUUGCCCUCAAAAACAUUCAAGAAGGAGAUGAAAUUACAUAUGAUUAUGGAGGUGCAGACUGCCCGUGGAGAUCACAGUCAACCAGUGUGAAAUCAAAACCUGUGGAUGAAGAAACCUCCCAUGCUUCCCUCCAGCCAGACAUGCUGAGAGGUGAUGGUAGAUGCACCACUCCUGAGCAGUCAACCAGUGUGAAAUCAAAACCUGUGGAUGAAGAAACCUCCCAUGCUUCCCUCCAGCCAGACAUGCUGAGAGGUGAUGGUAGAUGCACCACUCCUGAGCAGUCAACCAGUGUGAAAUCAAAACCUGUGGAUGAAGAAACCUCCCAUGCUUCCCUCCAGCCAGACAUGCUGAGAGGUGAUGGUAGAUGCACCACUCCUGAGCAGUCAACCAGUGUGAAAUCAAAACCUGUGGAUGAAGAAACCUCCCAUGCUUCCCUCCAGCCAGACAUGCUGAGAGGUGAUGGUAGAUGCACCACUCCUGAGCAGUCAACCAGUGUGAAAUCAAAACCUGUGGAUGAAGAAACCUCCCAUGCUUCCCUCCAGCCAGACAUGCUGAGAGGUGAUGGUAGAUGCACCACUCCUGAGCAGUCAACCAGUGUGAAAUCAAAACCUGUGGAUGAAGAAACCUCCCAUGCUUCCCUCCAGCCAGACAUGCUGAGAGGUGAUGGUAGAUGCACCACUCCUGAGCAGUCAACCAGUGUGAAAUCAAAACCUGUGGAUGAAGAAACCUCCCAUGCUUCCCUCCAGCCAGACAUGCUGAGAGGUGAUGGUAGAUGCACCACUCCUGAGCAGUCAACCAGUGUGAAAUCAAAACCUGUGGAUGAGGUAGCCUCCCAUGCUUCCCUCCAGCCAGACAUAGGUGAUGGUGGAUGCGCCACUCCUGAGCAGAUCGUUGCAGAGGAGUUUAAUGGGAGAGACAUUUCUAUACCAAGAUUGAGGAGGACUAAAAGUGUUGUGAUGAAAAACCUUGAUCUUGAAGACUCUGGUGAACUUUUUGAUUCCUUGUCAGGAAGUGGAGAGGAAUUCAUCCCAAAUACCUCUGAAAGUGAUAGCUGGAGUGAUUCUAGCCUCAAAAUAAAAGACAGGCAUCCUUUUAAGAUGAAUGACUUGAGUUCAAAAACUCUUGUCUGUGACAGCAUUUCUGACAACAUUAACCCCAGUAGAUUAGAAAACUCUGAAUCUGAUGAAGAACCCAGUUCAAGUCAACCCAUUGUUGUGAAGGCAUACUGUAAAAAAGCUGGAAAAAGAGUAUACAACAAGCGACAUUACUGCUUGUAUUGCAGCAGAUCAUUUGCAAAGAUGGCAAGGCAUCUGGAACGUGCCCAUCAAGAUAAAUGUGAUGUGGCUAAAGCUCUGAGCUUUCCGACAGGAUCAAAAGAAAGAAAACAUCACCUUGAUUAUAUUCGUAACAGAGGAAACUAUGCUCACAAUGCUGAAGUUAUGGAGUCAGGAACUGGAGAGCUAGUGCCAUUUAAGCGACCAUCAAGUGAAAAACAAGGCGAUGACUUCAUGCAUUGUGCAUAUUGUCAAGCACUUUUCACAAGAAAUGUGUUAUGGCGGCACAUGCGCAAUUGCAAACUCAAAAGUAAAUCUGCCACUCAAAAACCAGGAAAAAACCGUGUACAGUCCUUGUGUAAAUACACGUCACCUGUACCUUCCAACAUAAGUAAGCAAAUGUGGAAAGUAAUCAGUGCCAUGAAUCAUGACCCAGUUACAGAAAUCGUUAAACAUGACAAAGUCAUUAUUGAUAUUGGGCAACACUUUCUAAAUAAAGGUGGUACAUCAGACAGGAAUCAACAAUGUGUACGAGAGAAGAUGCGAGAAAUGGGAAGAUUGCUAUACAAUGCCCGGAAAGUUACAACCAUUACUAAAAUGGAAGAUCUCAUCGAUCCAACUCAUUACAUGGAGACUGUCAAAGCUGUUCAGUUUACCUGUGGUUAUGACAGUGAAACAAGCAAGUAUACAAUUCCAUCACUUGCAACCAAACUUGGGAAUACCCUGGUAAAAAUAAGCAAGCUCUUAAAAGCGCAGGGGUUGAUUUCAAACAACAACGAGCUUGUAAAAAAAGCCACUGACUUUCUUGAUGUUCAUCAGGAAAAGUGGAAUGAGUUGAUCUCUGCUACUGCGUUAAGGAACAUCAGGGAAGCUAAGUGGAAUGUGCCCACUCUCAUGCCAUUCACUGAGGAUGUCCAGAAGUUGCACAAGCAUUUGAAUGCUGUUCAAAAUAAGUGGUACAAUACACUCUCUGAAUGUCCAUCUACAAAAGCUUGGACAGAGCUGGCAAAGAUUUGUCUUGUUCAGAUCAUUCUUUUCAAUCGCCGGAGGGAAGGAGAGGUGGCUAGCAUGCCUUUGUCUGCAUUUUUAUCAAGAGACACCUCUGAUCCACAUGAAGAUAUCGACUGGGCACUCUCUGAAGUGGAGAAAAAACUCUGCAGAUACUUCUCAAGAAUUGUCACAAGGGGAAAGCGAGGACGACCAGUUCCAAUUCUCCUUACGCAAGAAAUGCUUAGUUCAUUGGAACUUCUUAUUAAGCAGAGAGAUACCAGUGGAGUUUUAAAAGACAACAUUUACAUGUUCGCAAGACCAGAGGCCAUGACACAUUUUCGAGGCUCCGAUUGCCUCCGUGUUUUUGCAACAGACUGUGGGGCAAAGUGUUCAAAGUCACUGACAUCAACCAGACUUAGAAAACAUGCUGCAACACUUUCAACGGUCCUGAACAUGACAGACACACAGAUGGAUCAACUGGCCAACUUUCUUGGACACGACAUCAGAAUUCAUCGUGAGUUUUACCGACUUCCUGAGAAGACUCUGCAACUUGCCAAAAUCAGCAAAGUUCUAAUGGCUCUGGAACAAGGAAGAUUAGCUGAGUUUCAUGGUAAAAACUUGGAUGAGGUUCAAAUAGAGCCUGAUGAAAAAAUUCUGGACACUGAUGAGGAAGAUGAGACUCAAGAGGAAGUGAACACCUCAGCUAAUUUUGAUGGCCAAUCAGCAAAGGAAGCAAUUCCUCCUCCAGAGAAGAAUGAGACUGUACCACUGCCGUCCAGGAAACGUAAACCACCCUCAUCAGAUGAGGAAGUUCCAUCCUCUUCAAAAGGCAUAGCUCCUGUGAAGAGAAGAAUUUCCUGGAACCCUACGGAAGUGCAGGCUGUGGAAAGAUCCAUGCAUCAUUUUAUCACUUCUUGCACCGUGCCAGCAAAGAAUGACUGUGAGAAAUGUUUGAAGGCUGAACCUGUUGCUCUUAAAAGUCGCAGCUGGCAAAACAUUAAGUUCUACAUUUAUAAUCGUAUAACGGCGAACAAAAGAAAAUUCCAGCAAAAAUAGCUUUUAAAAAGCCUCUUUACUUUAGCUGUUUAGCUAUGGGCAACUGAAACAUGCUUUGCUUGACCUGUUUUUAGGUUUUCGUCCUUUAGUGAUCUUCAUUAAGGCCCUGUUGACAGCUUUUCUGUUCUUCACCAAGUUUCACUGCUUUUCUUGGACAGACUUACUGGUGAAAAGGUCAGCAGCCCCCAUUGUUUAAUGUGUAUAUGAUACACAUUGCAAAAAAGGACACUUUAGUUAAUCUUUUUAUGCCAAGUUGUAUUUUUUCUUUCAUGAAACUCCAGAAAGAUUGAUAACAUAAUCGUUUGAAAGAAAGUGGCAUCAACUUUGUUUUAUUUAUUUAAAUGACAUUUUUUUCAGUUGGGGCCUGCUUUAGUUAUAUGACUUGUGGAUCCUGGUUUCUGGUCUUGGUGAUUCAUCAUUAAAAUGUUUUGACCAGUU